GCCACUUCUUUGUAAAUUGCCUCUAAACAUCCAAGUCAUUUUCAACUACUUACAACAUUCCCUGCCUACUGCUCCUGCUCAUCUAUAUGGACGCAAAGUUGGAUGCGACUGAUAUACAAUCUCAAGUACUCCGAAAUACUCUUGCAGAGGUAGCGCUGUCAAGCAGACAAUCCGAAGCCGAUAAUCCAAACGAGACAUGCUGCGUCAUCUGCCUCGAUAGCAUCACCGAGGUCUGUGAGGCCAGGCCUUGCAGUCAUCGGAAUUUCGAUUAUCUCUGCCUCCUUAGUUGGCUGGAGCAGCAGACAAGAUGCCCUCUUUGCAAGAGCAAUGUCGAUGAGGUCUGGUACGAUUUCGAAAGCGAUAGCCCUGAUGCGAAAAGCAGGGUAUACCUAGUUCCGCCUCCGAAGGCCUCAUCAAAACAGCCCCAACAAUCGCAUGCCCAAAUCUUACAUCCGCGAAAUAUGAUUCCGAGACCAAACCGUCGACGAUACGAAGAAGCGCCUCCGCGCCGGAUAACUGCCAAUGAAGCUAUUCUCCGCCGGCAAGAUGUCUAUCAUAAUCAACUCUACUCCCUACACGUCGGGUCGAACCAAAGAUCGGGCUAUCGAGAUUUAACUCCGCAAGUGUUCGAAUCCGAUCCCGAGAUGAUAUCAAGGGCGCGAACGUGGCUCAGGAGGGAACUACAAGUCUUCGAAUUCCUUCGAACUCCACCUACCGCACAAUCCAGCGACGACGCGAUCACGAGAAGACGUGCGAAUAACGCCGAGUUUCUACUUGAGUACAUAAUUGCUAUCCUAAAGACUGUAGAUAUUCAAGGGAGCCAGGGUCAAGCGGAAGAAAUGUUGAAAGACUUCCUCGGUCGCGAUAAUACCAAGUUGCUCCUUCACGAACUCAAGAACUUUUUGCGCAGUCCCUGGUCUUUGGAGGCUUGGGAUCGCAAGGUCCAGUACCCUACGGCAAGGAAGCGACGAGUCCAGGAAGAAGAUGUUGAGAGGAGCGACCAAGUAAGCAACGUAUCUCGAAUAUUUGAAGCGGACGAAGGCCUAGACAGGCGGAAGCGACGGAUAGGUGAUUCCUAUCGUCCUUCAUACUCAAGCCGUCGCCACAAUAGGAGAGAUAACACGAACUAAUUUACACCAUAUUAGACCCCCUUGCCAUUGUUAAUAUCAACAUUUAAUGCUUCGCGACCUUGUAUUCGAGUCUGGAACCAAUAAGCUCGGCUCCUGCAAUAAAUAUGACAAUGUGAGACUCGGAUAUAGCCGUG
This is a messenger RNA of Daldinia decipiens, 1264 nucleotides long. RefSeq lists its product as uncharacterized. The transcript has a single exon. Gene Ontology annotation, molecular function: ubiquitin protein ligase activity. Gene Ontology annotation, biological process: protein monoubiquitination; protein polyubiquitination. Bases 87 to 1130 code for a protein of 347 amino acids. Lineage: Eukaryota; Fungi; Ascomycota; Sordariomycetes; Xylariales; Hypoxylaceae. The record is from RefSeq and is a predicted model, not a curated record.